Molecule: messenger RNA, 2519 nt
Organism: Pocillopora verrucosa
Lineage: Eukaryota; Metazoa; Cnidaria; Anthozoa; Scleractinia; Pocilloporidae
Source: RefSeq, a predicted model, not a curated record
AUGAAAGCUCAAACUCAGAGGAGUUGUACCAACCUUUCAAUAAUUUCUAUUGCAUCUGUAUUGUUUUACUGUGUUGGAUUUUUGAGAAUUGAAAUGGAACUAAGCAAUCACAGGAAGAAAAUAACUGCUCUUGAAGACUUUGUAGACGCUAUGAAAGUCCACGAAGGGUUAACCCAAGGUACCCCAGCUGAGGCCCAAAUUAAAUCCUACAGAAACAAGCGUAACGCUGACACGACCAGAAACGCCACAGAAGAUAAAACUUCGUCGCAAGCGUUACUGAAGAUGAACAAACUUUUGUCGAGCGGCCGACUACAAUUAUGUCAACCAAACGGUUAUACCAGUCCUUGUGGGCCAUCAGGCCCCCCUGGUCCACCUGGACCGAAAGGUAAGAGAGGGAGACCUGGGAAAAAUGGAGACAAAGGUCGUGCGGGAGAACCUGGAAAGAGUGGAAAGCGAGGUAUGACGGGCAUCGCUGGAUUAAAGGGGAACACUGGACCCAGAGGAGAAAAAGGGGACAUAGGAGCCACUGGAAUGCCGGGAAUGAAAGGGGAGCCUGGUGAAUCGAUUUCAGGACCUACUGUUGAAGUUUCUCCUCAAAUUCGGACUGUGAACGAGACUGAAUCAACGGCUUUCCAGUGCUCAGUCAGUGGUAAUCCCAAGCCAAAAAUGAAGUGGAACAGGCUGUUAAAGGGUUCGGAACUUGAGCAGUCGACGGUUUCGGAAGGACGACUACAAUUAAGGAAUAUUAGAGGAGGUGAUGCCGGCAUGUAUCGAUGUUCAGCGGCAAACAUCUUAGGACAGGCUCAGAAAACAGUACGACUGGUCGUGAAUGUUCGUCCACGUGUUUCCCUCAAUCCUGGACCAAUGUAUGCCAUUGAAGGAAGUAAUAUAACCCUUCCAAUCUGUCGGGAGACAGGUCAUCCACGGCCAGAUAUCAAAUGGCUCAGACCGUUUGGUCAGUUACCACAAGGAAGAGUUCAGUUUGAAAACAACAACAGCACGCUGACAAUAUUUGACGUUCGUCGCACUGAUUCUGACAACUAUGUAUGUGUGGCAUCAAACCUUCUCGGUAGAGCUGUGAAAAAAACUCUGCUGCUCGUGUUCUCUCCUCCAAAAUUUAUAUUUAAACCACCCGAGAAAAUAAAAGCAAUUUCCGGGUUUAGUUUGAAGCUGAACUGCAGCGUAACUCGCGACGGGCACCCAGUGAUUAGCUGGAAAAGACAAGGCGCUCAACUUCCCGCGGGGAGAAGUUUUAUUUCAAAGGAAGGACUGGUGAUCACAGAUCUACGGCUUCAAGAUGCUGGAAACUAUACUUGUAUUGCUACAAUAGCAGGAAAAUUUUCCAUUGAGACCUCUACUAUUCUGGAAAUAAAAGAUGAAAGGUGUGCUGGAGUCAUAAAGACUGUCGGCACGCCUGUCCUUCAUUACAGACGAUCGACCGCACAAGGAGCUUGGAUGAGAGACCCAUUAGGAGUUAUGGGUAAGAACAGUAUAUUCGUAAUGGAGUCAUAUCGUAGAAAUGUGGUUGAAGAAUAUGAAGACAUGGCCAAGUUAAAGGCAGGCGUGACUCGUAAGACGUACCAACUGCCUUAUAACUGGCACGGGACGGGAGCAGUGGUAUACGGGUCAUACCUCUACUACAACAGGUCAGGAACGUCCCACAUUGACAGGUAUAAUCUGCAGACAGAGCGUCUUGAGGGCAAAAUAACAUUGAGUGAUUUCUCAUCUAUGCCCUACCAGUGGGGUGGAGGCAGUAGAGUGGACCUAGCAGUUGAUGAGCAUGGAUUGUGGGUAUUGUGGGGAAGUUCUAGUAACAACGGACGUCUGAACGCAGCAAAAAUCGACGUAGAUAGCAACCGCAUAACACGAACGUGGACCUUGAACACAGAACCAAUGAUCUACAUGGGCAAUGCUUUUGUAGCCUGUGGAGUAAUCUACUGUAUUGACGACUAUAGAACCAAUUCCACUACUAUCAACUUUGCUUAUGACACCAAGACAGGAAAACAGUGGAACCCGAACAUACAGUUUAUAAACCAGUACGGCUACAACUCCAUGGUGGACUAUAACCCCAGAGAGAAAGUGCUGUACGCUUGGGACUCCGGGCGACUCGUUACUUACUCCCUCACUUUUCAAUAAACCGAAAAAGGAACAUGGAGCUUGGAGGCACUCUCAGGUUGCUUUUAGGAGACAUUUUUUGAAGAAUAAAAUUACUUUGUUGUAGAUUCAUAUAUUGAAACUGUAAAGUGAGCUAGAUUGACACAUUGUCAAUUGUGAAUCAAUUGCGCGGUGUUUUCUGGUAAAUAUUGGCUGCCCAGUGCCGUGAAACCUGCCACUUUAAAAAAAAAUGAACUUGUACUAGCAUUAUCAUUUAAUCUGAAACUAUGAAAGAGCAUUACUGUAGCAAAUUUGACUCAAUUUUUGAUAGUUGUAUUUCCUACUUUGAAAGUUAUGUGUAGUUUGAAUUUUGAAAUCAUUGAAUGGAAGUUAAGCAAUGAGUCUUGGUCUUUUGAGUUUAGUUU